Messenger RNA from Adineta ricciae, 2334 nucleotides. NCBI's taxonomy places the organism in Eukaryota, Metazoa, Rotifera, Eurotatoria, Adinetida, Adinetidae. The record is from the annotation of a GenBank genome assembly.
AUGCAUUUUCUUGGAUCGUUCUUGCCUGUGUUUAUUGUUACCUAUGUGAAUUUGAUUGGCUUUGCUCGUAUGCAAACUCAAUCAUUUACAAUACAAUGGGAAAAUUUCAGUUUAUUUACAUGUAUGGCCCCUUCUACCAUACAAGUACCACUUUUUUCAUGUGUUUCGCCUUCUUACCAACAAAUGGACGAUAUGACGUGUUUGCAAGCGACAACAGUCGAUUUCGACGGGUAUACUUGUCAAUCUACUACGACAACAUUAAGUUCAACAAGCGCGUCUUCAUCGUCAGCAACUACGAACGGUACUAUCACUAUUACCAAAAGCAAUAGCAGCAGUACCAAUGCACCGGUCGGCAGCAAUAGUACCAAUGCACCGGUCGGCAGCAAUAGUACCAAUGCACCCGUAGGCAGCAAUAGUACCAAUGCACCGGUCGGCAGCAAUAGUACCAAUGCACCCGUAGGCAGCAAUAGUACCAAUGCACCCGUAGGCAGCAAUAGUACCAAUGCACCGGUCGGCAGCAAUAGUACCAAUGCACCCGUAGGCAGCAAUAGUACCAAUGCACCCGUAGGCAGCAAUAGUACCAAUGCACCGGUCGGCAGCAAUAGUACCAAUGCACCCGUAGGCAGCAAUAGUACCAAUGCACCCGUAGGCAGCAAUAGUACCAAUGCACCGGUCGGCAGCAAUAGUACCAAUGCACCCGUCGGCAGCAAUAGUACCAAUGCACCCGUAGGCAGCAAUAGUACCAAUGCACCGGUCGGCAGCAAUAGUACCAAUGCACCCGUAGGCAGCAAUAGUACCAAUGCACCGGUCGGCAGCAAUAGUACUAAUGCACCAACAAGCAGCAACAGCAGUAGCACCAAUGCACCGGUAGGCAGCAAUAGCACUAAUGCACCGGUAGGCAGCAAUAGUACUAACGCACCAGUAGGCAGCAAUAGCACCAAUGCACCAGUAGGCAGCAAUAGUACUCAUGCACCAACAAGCAGCAACAGCAGUAGCACCAAUGCACCAUCAAGCAGUAAUAGCAGCAGCACCAAUGCACCGGUAAGCAGCAAUAGUACUAAUGCACCAGUAGGCAGCAAUAGUACUCAUGCACCAUCAAGCAGCAAUAGCAGCAGCACCAAUGCACCAGUAGGCAGCAGCAGCACCAAUGUACCAGUAGGCAGCAAUAGUACUAAUGCACCAACAAGCAGCAAUAGUACUAAUGCACCGGUAAGCAGCAAUAGUACUAAUGCACCGGUAAGCAGCAAUAGUACUAAUGCACCAGUAGGCAGCAAUAGUACUCAUGCACCAUCAAGCAGUAAUAGCAGCAGCACCAAUGCACCAGUAGGCAGCAGCAGCACCAAUGUACCAGUAGGCAGCAAUAGUACUAAUGCACCGGUAAGCAGCAAUAGUACUAAUGCACCAGUAGGCAGCAAUAGCACCAAUGCACCAGUAGGCAGCAAUAGUACUAAUGCACCGGUAAGCAGCAAUAGUACUAAUGCACCAGUAGGCAGCAAUAGCACCAACGCACCAGCAAGCAGCAGUAGUACUAAUGCACCAACAAGCAGCAACAGCAGCAGCACCAAUGCACCAGCAAGCAGCAGAAGUACCAACGCGCCAUCAAGCAGUAAUAGCAGCAGUACCAGUGCACCAUCAAGCACUUCGAAUAUAACAAGACCUACUGGAUCAAGUCCAUUUUAUUGCCCAGGAAACAGUAUAGGGGCAUACUGUAACGUCACUGCUGAUGCUUGUAGUAUGGCACAACCAUGUCUUAAUGCUGCAACAUGUUUUCCAGAUUCUACCAUACCUAUAGGGUACUCAUGCGCUUGCCAAGCAGGCUAUACAGGUUCUACGUGUGAAAAUGAUGAAAGAAUAUGCAAAGAGAACACAUGCUGGAACGACGGAACUUGUAUCGAAAUUAAUUCGACCAUAGCUGGAGAUAAUGCAACAACUUUCUUCUGUGAAUGCGAGAAAGCGUUUAUGGGCACUCAUUGUGAACUGAAACUUGAUUUAUGCGCAAAUAUAAGUUGUAAAAACAACGGAAUAUGUAAAACGAUUGAUGUGGCUUGGAAGUGCAUAUGUUUAGAUCCCACACUUUAUUAUGGUAAUUUUUGUGAACAUCAAAGCAAUGCAUUAGAAGUAAAAAAAGCUUUAACAAAAUCCUUUGCAAGUGUUGCCAUAACUGCUCUUGUUUUAACAUGCUCAUUUGUAAUAAUAAUGGAUGUUCUGAAAUAUUUUUUCCAUAUUGAUCCAGCUAAGGAAGCACGUAUGAAACGUGCUAAAGCAAAGCAAAAAGCGCCUAAACGGAAACCUGGAGCACCGAAAGUUGCAGUUCGAUUUCAAUACGUUUCGUAA